This is a messenger RNA of Pyrus x bretschneideri (Chinese white pear), 1664 nucleotides long. Its product is annotated as BURP domain-containing protein 3-like. The transcript has 4 exons. The record is from RefSeq and is a predicted model, not a curated record. Lineage: Eukaryota; Viridiplantae; Streptophyta; Magnoliopsida; Rosales; Rosaceae. The coding region runs from base 1 to 1032 and encodes 343 amino acids.
AUGGGGUUCCUCCUCUCCAUAUUCUUUGUUUUUCUUACUCUCACACUAGCGGGAAGCCAUGCUGCUGCCUUACCUGUUCCACCACCUCAACUUUACUGGAACUCCGUCCUGCCAAACACACCAAUGCCCAAAUUUCUCAGCCAACUCGUCAAGCCCGACUUCAUUAGUGUUGGGAAAGGGGGAGUUAUCCUUCACAACCAAGUUCAAAAGGAUGGGAAUUGGGUUUAUCCAAAAGAUGCAGAUGAGAAUUUAAAUUUGCCAUUGGUGCGAACGCUCCAUUUAAAUGCUGAAAUAUUUGAUACCUUUGAAAAUGGUGUUGCAGAAGAAUUCCCAGAUGAUGCCUCUGAAAAUAUAGUCGACCCAACCGGAACAAUUUUCUUCUUGGAGAAGGACCUUCAUCCUGGCACGACAAUGAAUUACCGCUUAGCAGGAAAUUCUGCAAUUACCACACCUUUCCUUUCCCGCAAAACUGUUGAGUCGAUCCCCUUCGAAUCAAGCAAACUGCCAGAAAUUCUCAACAAAUUCUCAGUGAAACCGGAGUCCACGGCAGCCAAUCUGAUUAACAGUACUAUUCAAGAAUGUGAACAUCAAGUCGCGAGAAAUGAAGCAAAACAGUGUGCCACCUCGUUAGAAUCGAUGAUUGACUUUGCAACUGCCAUAUUAGGAAAAAAUGUUCGAGCAAUCGCGACGGAGGUGGAAAAAAAUGGAGCUGCCCCGAUACAGAAGUACACAAUAACUCCUGGAGUGAAGGAGCUGGCAGGCAACAAAUUCACGGUGUGCCAUAAGGUGGCCUAUGUGUAUGCCGUCUUCUACUGCCAUGCAAUUGAAAAAACAAGGACUUAUAUGGUGCCUCUGCAAGGAGCUGAUGGGACAAAAGCUAAAGCAGUGGCAGCCUGCCAUGAAGACACAUCUGGAUGGGUUCCUAAUCAUUAUGCCUUCAAGGAGCUCAAAGUUGAGCCAGGAACCGUUCCCAUCUGCCAUUUUCUUAAAGUCAAGGAAGUCACUUGGGUUCCAAACCAAAAACCUAAUUGAGUUGAAUCCGUCAAUCGUUCUUGUACCUGAUCCAUCACUUAGCCCAUACAAGUUCUGGGUUUUGUAUGUACUCCAGUAAUAAAAGUAACACCAUAUUACUGACCAGUUAGUUGUUUAUGUCCGAGACUACUGAUUUUUUUUUUUUUUCCUGAACAAACGAUAUUAUCUACACUAAAAGGUGGAAUAGUGAGGGAGUGAGCUAUUUACAUGGAAGUGUUCUAAUUUUCGUAUAACAUUUGUAAAUAAGGAAAUUGGAAGAGCUAAUUAAUAUGAUGUGCAAUUAAGAAUUAUAUAAUAUGGACUGGUUAUAAUCUAAACAUUAUCUUAUUUACGUCCUCAGGUCUACAUGUCCCAAUUAUAAUUAUAGAGUAUAUAUAAAAUAAAAUAGUUUAGGCUUGUUGAAAAGGAAAAAUAUAUGAGUUUUGUUUAUGUCCAUCCACUAAUCGGUGAUGAAUAGGUCAUUGAUAGCACAAUUUUUGUUUUCCAGUCGAAAGCCCAAUUCUUGAAUUUGCCCAAUUUCAUAUUUGAGUCAAAUAUGCAAAUAAGAGCCCAACUAAUUCAUUUAAGCAACAUGAAUUGAAUCAAUUCAUUUUGAGUUUCAAGCUUACUUAACUUUACAAAUUUUCUAAGUC